This is a messenger RNA of Rotaria sp. Silwood1, 1134 nucleotides long. The record is from the annotation of a GenBank genome assembly. Lineage: Eukaryota; Metazoa; Rotifera; Eurotatoria; Philodinida; Philodinidae.
AUGAAUAUUUCUACUGUUGAUCAUCCAGUAAAUUCGAUUUCAUAUCCUCGAGCUAAUAUACUUACAAAAACUGAUCUAUUUGAUUCAUCAUCGGGUCUACCAUCCAUUAAUCGUCUUGUUCAACAUUUACAAGCUAAAGAUCGUCUUGAUGAACAAUGUGCUUUACAUCUCGUUAAUCUUGCUCAACAAACACUCGAACGUGAACCGAAUAUUUUAGUUAUUCAAAAUCAUGAAACUCGUCAAAUGGCUGAAGCAUUUCAAUUUAAAUUGGAAUGUCAAAAGAAAUAUGGUUCAAUGUCACUCUACGAUGCUUGUAUGAUCGCUUUCGAUACAUUGCCCAUUUGUGCUGUCAUUGAUUCACGUUUUCUAUGCAUGCAUGGUGGUAUCCCACCCGAUAUUCAGACUCUAUCCGAUAUUGAAAAAUUGAAUCGUUUCAUGGAAAUACCUUAUUCAGGUCCUCUUUGUGAUUUCCUUUGGUCUGAUCUAAGUGAAGAUUUUGAUCAAGUCGACGAGAAACAACCGGAUUUUAAACCAAAUAAUGUCCGUGGAUGUUCUCAUUUCUUUUCGUAUAAUGCUUGUCGAAAUUUCUUAUUUCGAAAUAAUCUUUUAUUAAUUAUUCGCGAACAUGAAGUACAAAAAGAUGAUGUAAAAUUCUUUCGAAAAUCCUCUCAAACCAAAUUUCCUGUCUUAAUUUCCCUGUUUUCAGCACCUAACGAAUGUGAUGUAUAUAAUAAUGUUGCUGCUAUACUUAAAUUGGAUGCAAAUCAACAAAUAUCUGUUGUACGUAUUGAAGCAUAUGAGCAUCCAUUUGUUAAACCUAACUAUGGAAAUGCAUUUCAAUUUGGCGAACGAUUCAUUACUUAUUAUACUACUCAUAUACUUCUUUCACUUUUCAAUAUGUAUUCACCAGAAGAAUUAGCUGCUGAAGAUGGACGUCAAGAUAAAACUGCUGUUGAAUUAUUGAAUAAAACACGAUUGAUUGAAACAAUGGAUCAAGCGUAUAGUGAAUUGAAAGAGACAAAUAAUAUUGUACUGAAUCUAGCUGGACUAACACCUUCUUAUCAUGCUUAUAAAAAUUUAUUGGCUCAACCCAAGGGGGAAACAGCUGAAAUCAGAUUUUUUUGCUUUUUUUAA